Messenger RNA from Umbelopsis ramanniana AG, 1065 nucleotides. RefSeq lists its product as uncharacterized. NCBI's taxonomy places the organism in Eukaryota, Fungi, Mucoromycota, Umbelopsidomycetes, Umbelopsidales, Umbelopsidaceae. The coding region runs from base 103 to 954 and encodes 283 amino acids. The record is from RefSeq and is a predicted model, not a curated record. The transcript is spliced from 2 exons.
CUGCAGAAAUUUUUUUUUUGCCACCACAUGGCAAAUGAGCCAACAUUGGAUUCACAAAACCAAAUUAAUGCGACCAUCAUAGCCUAACAGUAAUCCAAAAGGAUGCCCAAAGGAAAAAAGAAUUCUAGACGACAAUCAAUUCCAACCACUUCACAUGAGGCAGAUGUCAAAAUAGGGGCCACAGAUCAUUUCAGCAAGUCAACCAAACCAAAGCAUAAAGGUAAACAUAAGACAGCACAAGGAUCGAAGGAGGCGGCUCCAGUCAAAUCAGACUACAUUGAUAAAGAGCUGUAUGUAUUACAUAGACAUGGCUAUAUCUGUCUCAUGGGUCAUUGGAUCGAAAGAGCUGCUAAGGAAGCGCUGAUACAUGUUCCACAACACGCAAUUGAGAAUCGAAAGCGCAGAGAUGGAAAUCCUUUUCAUCUCACGAUAUGCAAAGCGAAGGAAACUACUUCACAAAUGCGUCAGAGGACCUCCCUCAAAGGCAUGACAGCCUUAGCAAACCGCAGUCGGCCACCCAUAAAUCUUGGGUUAGGGAUGGUGAAAGAUAAUGCGACAUCCACAAGAUCUUGGUACUGCAGCAUUAGUUGGGCUGGCGGGCAGCAAAUAAGAAGUGAGUAUGGACUGCCACCAAAAGACUUUCAUCUCACUCUGGGCUUCGACGUCAAGGACCAUCAUGUGCACAAAGGUCCCUCAACGCUACUUAUCCAUAGCUCCAUAACGACAUCACUCAUUUUAACCAAGGAACAGAUAGAAGGUCUCAGAGAGGCUGCUAUCAUUGAAGCACAAACAUCAGCAGAACGUAGCCAUAUCAGUUUUGGUUUAGCGUUAGCGCAAGCUGAACUGGCUGAAGAUGAAGUCCUGAUCUCAAAAAUUAAACUGUCCAUGGAGUCCGUAAAAACAGCAGAUCAUACAAAGGAAGAUCAAAACAACUCAUUGGGAUAUGGAUCAUAGUAAACAUUAGCAUAUUUCCCAAGAGGAACAUAAGUUGUAUAUAUUGCAGAAGUAACCUCGUGAAUAAAAUGACAUGUAGAUUUAUCAAACACGCCAAAGCGUUUUACGAUG